UCCGAAAAGACGCCUCAGUGAUUCCCCUCGGAAGGAAUAAGCUGCGGCACCGUUUCCAUGGCGACCAGCCGGAUAAACAGACGCCAAGAGCCGGCGUGGCCCUCAGCACGAGCGAGAGCCAUCAAGUCUGCCUGAGGCUGUAGAGGAGGACUCUCGUGGACUCUUAUCCGUGUGAAGAGGCCGAAAUCGCGCUCUUCUGUGAGAAUUACACACCCCACAUAUUCACCCUUGUUUACCUGUCCGAGCUGAGCCGGGCUCCCCCGUGAUGGAUAGCAGGAAAGCAUCCGCACGGCGUGCCGCCUCUGCGGGGUACCGCUUCCCGGACCCGGCGGCCGCGGCGGCCGCAGCUCUCACCUCGCAUUCCUCCGGGCCGCCGUUCAGGCAGCCGGCGGCCAAAGUCCGCCUCGGGAGAACCGGGGAGGCUCCGACGCGGGACCCGGACUUCCGUGACCCAGUUAAGCAGGACCAGGUGUGGCGGGAGUUCGUGCGGGCGGAGCGGGACGGAGCCAAGGAGUGGCAGAAGAAUUGGAGUUUUCUCCGAAAUUACGACCAGCUGGUAAGGGUCGCCCCCGGAAGGAGACACCCCUCCCCAGCUAUGUCCCAGUGUUCUCAGACCUCGUCCCCAACACGGCCAACCAGACGUUCGGAAGCCGCGUGGGGACUGACCUGGGACAGGCCCUGGUCCGCCUGGACAACCUGGCAGUGUUGCGCAGGAGUCACCGAAAGGCCAAGCUGGACCCGGACAUGCAGCCCUGCUAGAAGCGGGCCGAAGCCCAGCAGCCCACAGAACCAUUCCACUGCAUGGAGAGCAGCCGGACUUCAGGGUAUCGCGGAGCAGUUCACUGAUCCCAAAGCAGUGAAACACUUCGCAUAGGAAGAAACGGGGAAAAAAUGAUACAGGGUCUCUAAAAUUAUUUCUAAAUCUCUACUUUCUACUCUUUUGCCAACACUCUCAUUAAUUCGAGUGUUAUAGAUGGUAGCUUUGAUAGCAGUCAGCUUAUCCUUCAUUUUGUACUCUAUUUUUAUACAGUUUUGUAAGUCUUUUAAAUAAAUCUUCUUUCACAGUU
Paramormyrops kingsleyae is the source of this 1067-nucleotide messenger RNA. Lineage: Eukaryota; Metazoa; Chordata; Actinopteri; Osteoglossiformes; Mormyridae. The record is from RefSeq and is a predicted model, not a curated record.